Dothidotthia symphoricarpi CBS 119687 is the source of this 1206-nucleotide messenger RNA. RefSeq lists its product as uncharacterized. Lineage: Eukaryota; Fungi; Ascomycota; Dothideomycetes; Pleosporales; Dothidotthiaceae. The transcript has a single exon. The record is from RefSeq and is a predicted model, not a curated record. The coding region runs from base 392 to 811 and encodes 139 amino acids.
CGGCUCGGUAACUGAGAAGGCGGACAUUCAACCCACGACAACCGUAAACACAACGAAGAGCACUUUUUUACACAGCCCCUCCUCGAGCGUUGCACAGUCCUCUAAACGGCCUGGCACGCCGGUCAAGCAGACCUCCCUGGACUCUACGGUGAAAGCAGAUGAACGACAGACUCUUCCGAAAAACAAGAAACCCAUCCCUGCCGUACCGCGUCUCAACCUUCAUACACACAGACCACUACCUUGCAACACGAGCUCCCAAGCAAACUCUACCACCCAUGCAACCGUACCAAAGUCGACUCAGGCGGAAAAGGCGGUCUCUGUGAACAGCCAGUCAGGUACAGUUCUUUUGUUAUCCCUUGAUCUUGUACGUUGCUCACAAUAACCCUCAGAUAUGUCACGAGCACCUAUUUCGUCUCAUGCUACGUCUGCCGCAGGACUCAUCACUAUGCAGUCUAAUGCCGAAGCACAAGUAUUGCCCUCAUCUACGGCUGCUGAUUUCCACACGCCUAUGCAGACACCUGUAACGCAGUGUGGUCCCGGACAAGCGGAGACUCCCAAGAAAAAGAAGAAGAAGCCCAAGAAGAAGAAGAAGCAAGCAGCUGCCGAAGGUUCUGGGUCGGGGUCAGAGCAAUCUAAGGGAUGGCAUGAUCCGUUCGAUGCUCAGAUGUCGUACAUCGAUGCCAUCAAGCAGGGCGGCAGAAACGAAGACCAUUACUCGAAUAGGCGUGAUGAUGCAACGCCUGGACGUACUGAGAAGGUCGCUAAGAUGGAGGGUUUGAUGGAUGGGUCAAAGGUAUGCAACAUGUGGUAGAUGUGUCAGGGGAGAUGGCUGAUGAGUUUCAGUUGGCCAAAGCUGACCUCUUUCGGACCAUCGAGAGCUAUCUCGUGGAGAAGAAUGCCAGUUCUCCGGGGAAGAAGCUCUCUGUGGCAGAUCUUUGCUGAGAGCGUGAGGUGUGGGGGUCUGUGUAUGUUAGGCAUACGUGGGGGGUGGUGAGGGUUGGGGUUUCACAAUCAGCCUUGUGCAGGCUGGGAGGGGGGCUGUGGGGGUCUGUGGAGAAUGAGUGGAGGGCGUGGAGAGUAGACGAGCGAUGUCGAUGUCAAUGCCAAAGGCCAUGUCGCGUCUCCUCAUUUCCUUUUUGUUGAGCUGGCCCGGGGAGGUGGGCGGUGAGAUGAAGGAGUCGGGGUUGGUAUUGUUGAGGGGUGGGC